AUGUCUUUGUCGAAGCUUGAGAAAGGAAGCGUCGAAUUUACCGAGGAUAUUACUUCGGACGUACCACCAGGCCAUGACGAUGUCCUAGUUGACUCCUCGGGGGAGAUUCGGCGCUUGCCUAUUCCAAGCAAGGAUCCAAAUGAUCCUUUGAACUUCCCCUUUAUAGCAAAGUUGGGGAUUAUCGUGAGUCGCUGCUGGUUUUCUAUGAUGUCCUUGUCUGUCACUGGGGGACUGGGAUCCGUCCUGGGCGUCUUCGAUGCGCUCUAUGCCCCGGAAGGAGUUAGUGAGACGGAAGUAGCCUGGCUUACAACGUUCCCUUCUUUGUUCAUAGGCAUUGGUAAGAGCUUCAAAGACCAGAGCCCAACGCCCAGUCACAUGGCCAUCACGGUGCUUCUAGGAGCAACAAUUGGAUGUGAACUCACCCAGACAUACGAGCAACACCUUGCUCUAAGGAUCAUACAAGGCGCUGCGACUGGUGCUACAGAAUCUCUACUGCCUCUCAUUUUGUCUGAAGUAACUUUUGUUCAUCAGCCAGGAAAUAUCUACGGGCUGUACUGGGCAACUCAGACUAUUGUGAGCAGCUGCAUGAAUCUGGCAAGCUCCUAUGAGGUCGCUGCUCUGGGAUGGCGAUGGUACUACUGGAUAUUCGUCAUCACCAUCGGUGCAGGGGGAAUAGUCGCAUUCUUUGGAUGUUUUGAAACAGCCUAUCGUCGCUCCGCACAUGUAAUAAACGAUUCAGUCAUUGUCACCGAUAACUUUGGUGUCACACGUGUCUUGACAGGUGAAGAAGCCCAGGCUUAUAUCAGCUCCAAUGCUGCUGCCGAGAACAGGGACAAUGUUCCAGAUGAGCCGAGGCCCGAAAAGUCAUACGGAGAGAUGAUUAAACCUUGGAGUCAUACUGGAAACCCCCCUGUGGCUACUGUGCUACAGACUUGGUACCAUAUGUUGCAGGCUUUGACGUCUCCUGGGAUCAUUUACGCCACACUUUUAUCAUCAGCUGUCCUGGAAGCUGCGAUAGGAAUGUCCUUAACCUAUGACACAGUCCUCCAGGAUAACUAUGGAUGGCCCGCAGCAAAUGUUGGCUUGAUUAAUCUAGGGGGUGUAUUUGGCAGCUUGGGCGGUAUGCUCUAUGGAGGCACUUUCGCAGACUGGUUCAUUAUCAAAAUGGCCAAGAGAUCUAAUGGAGUCCAUACCCCUGAGCAUCGCCUUUUACUACUCAUAUUUCCAGGUGUGCUUUGCUCGCAAUUGAGGAAAGGCAUAUGCUGGAUCUGA
Messenger RNA from Penicillium longicatenatum, 1272 nucleotides. Its product is annotated as MFS general substrate transporter. Gene Ontology annotation, molecular function: transmembrane transporter activity. The coding region runs from base 1 to 1272 and encodes 423 amino acids. Lineage: Eukaryota; Fungi; Ascomycota; Eurotiomycetes; Eurotiales; Aspergillaceae. The record is from RefSeq and is a predicted model, not a curated record. Gene Ontology annotation, biological process: transmembrane transport. The transcript has 4 exons.